Messenger RNA from Brachypodium distachyon (stiff brome), 2040 nucleotides. RefSeq names its product pyridoxine/pyridoxamine 5'-phosphate oxidase 1, chloroplastic. Gene Ontology annotation, biological process: pyridoxine biosynthetic process. The record is from RefSeq and is a predicted model, not a curated record. Lineage: Eukaryota; Viridiplantae; Streptophyta; Magnoliopsida; Poales; Poaceae. The coding region runs from base 40 to 1704 and encodes 554 amino acids. Gene Ontology annotation, molecular function: FMN binding; NAD(P)HX epimerase activity; pyridoxamine phosphate oxidase activity. Gene Ontology annotation, cellular component: mitochondrion. The transcript has 13 exons.
UGGCUGGCUGAGCCAGCGUCCAGUCCCCGCCACCGCGGGAUGCUGACCGCCGCGUCCAAAAUCCUCAACAAAUCUGCUCUCGCCACCACCACCCGUGCUAUGCCAUUGUUCCUCUCCACCUUCCCAUCACCGACCGCCGCCGCCCCCACUGUUCCUCCGCUCCGACCUCCUCCCUCCCAAAACCCAGGCCCCCACCUCCGCCUCCCUCCCCCGCCCCGCCGCGCCCUCUCCUUCAUCGCCGCCGCUGAGCCGGCGGGCGCUCCCUUCCGCACGCCGGGGCGGACCAUGGAGUCGUUGGCGACGUCGGCGGCGGCUGCGGCCUCCGCGAAGGUGACGUACCUCUCGCAGCGCGAUGCCGCGGAGAUCGACAAGCAGCUCAUGGGGCCUCUCGGCUUCAGCGUCGACCAGCUCAUGGAGCUCGCUGGGCUGAGCGUCGCGGCGGCCGUUGUGGAGGUUUAUAAGUUGAGUGAACACACAAGGGUUCUUAUCAUCUGUGGUCCAGGAAACAAUGGUGGGGAUGGUCUGGUAGCUGCUCGUCAUCUUUAUCAUUUCGGAUAUAAGCCCUCUGUUUGUUAUCCAAAACGUACAGCCAAACCUCUGUAUUCUGGCCUUGUUACUCAACUUGAAGCACUGGCUAUCCCGUUCCUACCUGUUGAAGACCUACCUCAGGACUUAUCUGGGCAGUUUGACAUUGUUAUUGAUGCAAUGUUUGGUUUCUCAUUUCAUGGAACACCCCGACCACCAUUUGAUGAUCUUAUCCAAAGGCUUCUUUUAUUGAGUGUUAUUGGGGAUUCAGUGAAAAGACUACCAAUUGUCUCUGUUGAUAUCCCUUCUGGGUGGCAUGUAGAAGAGGGAGAUAUCAAUGGAGGAGGGAUUAAGCCUGAUAUGCUGGUAUCAUUGACUGCACCAAAGCUCUGUGCAAAAAAGUUUAAUGGCCCGCACCAUUUUCUGGGGGGUAGGUUUGUUCCGCCACCUAUUUUGAGAAAAUAUGGCCUUGAACUUCCUCCAUAUCCUGGCACCUCGAUGUGUGUCAGAGUUGGAAAAGCACCAUCAGUAGACAUUUCAUCUCUGAGGGAAAAUUACAUUUCGCCAGAACUUACUGAGAAUCAAGUGAUGCCUUGUCCAUUUAACCAGUUCCAUAGAUGGUUUAACGAAGCAGUUACUGCUGGCCUACGCGAGCCAAAUGCCAUGGCUUUAACUACUGUCAAUAAGGCGGGAAAACCUUCUUCAAGAAUGGUUCUUUUAAAAGGUGUUGAUAAGCAUGGAUUUGUUUGGUACACAAAUUAUGGUAGUCAGAAGGCACAUGAUUUAUCCGAAAAUUCAAAUGCAGCACUUCUUUUCUACUGGAAUGAGAUGAACCGGCAGGUAAGAGUUGAAGGGUCUGUUCAGAAAGUUUCACUAGAAGAAUCUGAGAAGUAUUUCCACAGCCGCCCACGUGGAAGUCAGCUUGGUGCCAUAGUCAGCAAGCAGAGCACUGUUAUUGCUGGAAGGGACAUUCUUCAACAGGCAUACAAGGAAUUGGAGCAAAAAUAUUCCGAUGGUAGCUUCAUCCCAAAACCUGAUUACUGGGGUGGCUAUAGAUUGACACCAAAUCUUUUUGAGUUCUGGCAAGGACAGCAGUCUCGUCUGCAUGACCGGCUACAGUAUAAACAGCGAGAAGUAGAUGGGGGUACAGUAUGGCACAUCGAGAGGUUGUCCCCUUGAUCAGUAACCCCUUUAAUGCUCAUUGGUAAUAAUGGGAGCAUCUUAUCAACUGCACUCAAAUCUUCUUCAGCUGCAAGGCCCGUGACGUCAUCGUGAUUAGGGCCCGUGUUUGAGUUUCUGAAGCUCUGUCUUGUUGCCCUUGUAUCCUCUUCUCGCAUAUGGGUAUUCAUUGGACCGCAAGAGUGGAUAGUCAGAUUCUGUAGUUCUGUUGGACAUGGGGUGUGAAUUGUGAUAUUUUCAUUGAUAAUUGACAGAGAUUCUUAAUGGGAUAAUGAUGGUUCCUUUGCGGAGAGCCAUGACGGAAAUAUAAAUAAAGAUGGGUGACGUUACAUGAUA